This is a messenger RNA of Fraxinus pennsylvanica, 987 nucleotides long. The record is from the annotation of a GenBank genome assembly. Lineage: Eukaryota; Viridiplantae; Streptophyta; Magnoliopsida; Lamiales; Oleaceae.
AUGCUGAACUUCAAUGAACAGAUAGGAUUAUGGGCCAUUCCCGUUUCAUAUCCUUCUCUUUCGUCGCUUAUAUACACCCCAAUCCCUGUAAUGGCAACUCAACUAGUCCAGUUUAUCCACCCAUUCACCUUAUCUUAUCGUGAUUAUCAUCAUGGAUUCAAAACCAGUAACAACAAGAAGGUUAAUUGGCGCUGUUACACCGGCGGCCGGAGCGGCGGGUCCAAUUGGGAUUGGGAGAAGACUGUAAAGCCGAACCAAAGGUCCAGAUUCGGCAACCAAUAUGCGACAGAUGACUAUGAUGAUGAGGAGUUUGGGUUCAGGAACGCCGCGAAGCAGAGGAUUUGGUGGUCUGAAGAGUUUUACGAAGACGAGGAGGAAGGAUUUGGGAUUCUCGAAGGUUCCAUUGGUUUUAAUUGGAUUUUCAAGGUAUUCAGGGCCUUUGGUUGGAUGCUUCCAGCUAUCAUCAUUUCACUGCUUGUCGGAACAGGCCCCAAUACUAUCAUCAUGGCAUUAGCCCUACCUCUUGCACAAUCAGCACUUUCUUUAGCGGCAAAUACAUUGUGGGGAAGGUCUAGGGACACCUCGAGACCGAAAUCUAAGGGCAAGAAGUGGACAUACACUGGAGCUACUAGCAAUAACAGAGUCGGAAAGGAGAAGCGAAAACAUCCUCAUACUAAGAGGAAGGAAGCAUGGGAUCAUCGGUCAUGGGCAUCUGCAAGUAAUGCGUCAGCCAAAAGCGGGAAGAGUGACCGACAAAAUUUUGGUGGAUGGGACGAGUUAGACGAGCAAACAGGAGUGCACAAAGUGUCUAAUACAGCGCCAAUUGUGAAGGCAAACGAACCAAGAAUGCAAGAUAAAGUUAAUAUGAGUCGGAGAACAAAGGGAGGUACUCCAUUACUCGUGAGACUGCUGAUUUCCGUAUUCCCAUUUUUGGGGUCUUGGACCAAGGGGAAUUUUUUUCCAUUCAUUGCAAGCAACCAGCUUUGA